This is a messenger RNA of Trifolium pratense (red clover), 1322 nucleotides long. RefSeq names its product bifunctional dTDP-4-dehydrorhamnose 3,5-epimerase/dTDP-4-dehydrorhamnose reductase. The transcript has 2 exons. Gene Ontology annotation, cellular component: methionine adenosyltransferase complex. Gene Ontology annotation, molecular function: methionine adenosyltransferase regulator activity. Gene Ontology annotation, biological process: S-adenosylmethionine biosynthetic process. The record is from RefSeq and is a predicted model, not a curated record. Bases 3 to 1112 code for a protein of 369 amino acids. NCBI's taxonomy places the organism in Eukaryota, Viridiplantae, Streptophyta, Magnoliopsida, Fabales, Fabaceae.
UCAUGUGUGGCACCAUCAUCAUCACUGUCAAAAAUAAAUACAAUAAAAAAUGUGUGGCACCAUCCAUCCAUCAAUUAAGUCUCCGUGUACGUACGUUAUAUAGAAACUUUUCUCAUCCCACAGAAAACCCAAAACAAUCGAGAGAGAGAGAGAGCAGAGGCACAGAUCUAGCAAACACCAUUUCCAUUCCUCUCGCUCCUCUCACUCCACAUAUCAUGGGAUUCCCAACUAACUCCGAAGACAAACCCCUCAAGUUCCUUAUAUACGGUCGCACCGGAUGGAUUGGCGGACUCUUAGGAACACUCUGUCGUGCUCAAGGUAUCCAAUUCGAAUACGGAUCGGGUCGACUCGAAAACCGAUCCUCUUUGGAAUCUGACAUAGCCGAAAUUAAACCUACUCAUGUCUUUAACGCUGCUGGUGUUACUGGUAGACCUAACGUUGAUUGGUGUGAGACUCAUAAAGUUGAAACUAUUCGUGCUAAUGUUGUUGGAACUCUUACUCUUGCUGAUGUUUGUCGUCAACGUGGAAUUAUUGUUAUUAAUUUUGCUACUGGUUGUAUUUUUGAGUAUGAUUCUCAACAUACUCUUGGAUCUGGUAUUGGUUUUAAGGAACAAGAUGUUCCUAAUUUCAUUGGAUCGUUUUACUCUAAGACUAAGGCUAUGGUAGAGGAUCUGCUGAGGAACUAUGACAAUGUAUGUACAUUGAGAGUGAGGAUGCCAAUUUCAUCUGAUUUAACCAACCCUCGCAAUUUCAUCACAAAGAUCACUCGAUAUGAGAAGGUUGUCGAUAUUCCAAAUUCGAUGACCAUUUUAGAUGAACUUCUUCCAAUCUCAAUAGAGAUGGCAAAGAGAAACCUCACUGGAAUAUGGAACUUCACAAAUCCUGGAGUUGUUAGCCACAACGAAAUCUUACAAAUGUACAAAGACUAUAUCGAUUCCAACUUUUCCUGGAAAAACUUCACUCUUGAGGAACAGGCGAAGGUGAUUGUUGCUCCAAGAAGUAACAAUGAACUUGACGCCGAUAAAUUGAAGAAAGAAUUUCCAGAACUGUUGUCUAUUAAGGAAUCACUGAUUAAGAAUGUCUUCGAGCCUAAUCAGAAGGUUAAAGCUUGAGUACCAAGGUUCAUAAUUUUAUCAUAUAUUAUAUCAUCAUUGUUUUCAUUUAUUUCAGUUUGCGUGGAUGCUACAAAGAUGUGCUUUUCCGUCCAUAUGAUUGAGUCAGUGCCUGUAUUUUUAUUCAUAUGUUGUAUUUGUAUUUGUACUGACUCCUUGAAUAAUUUAGUUUCAAGUUACUCAUGAAGAAUGAAUUUUUUUUUUGUAUGA